CUAUCUCUGGUGGCGCCUGUUUCGUUUUGUUAUUGUUUUGACUUUUUGGCGGUAAAGUUUGGUUGACUAGUAUCGAAUUUGAUGGUGUGAUUGUUGUGUAAUCACAAUGUACAAAUCUAGAAAACGAAGGACCGUGUCGUCAGAUUCUUCGAGUUCUCCUCUACCCAAACAAGCCUCAGUUGUUGUGGAGAAGUCAAAACAAAUUAAGUCAUAUUUUGAUGAUACAGUGUCAUCGUGUGGUUUCGUAUUUGGCGUGGGAAACAAACCAAACGGCUUAGCAUGUGAUCAAGCUGUCUUUGCGUACAAACUGAAGAACAAACUUCAACAACAUCAUUCAUUCCCAAGCAACAUUGAUGAAUUCGUGGAAAAUUUGGAAACCUUCAUUAACAAUGAGGCAGACUUGAAGAAAGCUUUAACAGAUACUGAGACUACGGAGGACUGUGAAACCACAAGAGGAAAUGUUCAAGCUAGUCUGCUACAACUGUUGCUGACAGUUGAUUGCAUCCAGGCACGUGUGAUGAAACUUCUAUUUGAAAAACUAUUAGAAUUUUCAUUUGCUGCUGAAAGUGCCUCCAAUGAAGAUGAGUUUCCCUGGGCACGUCUUAUUUUGCGUCAGAUGCGUUUCUUAGACAACAUAGUGGACCCAAAAUUCCUUAGCACACAACUUGCUGAGGUUCUGGAUGCUGCACAGACUGCGGUCCAAAGAGAAGUUAUAUUCUGCCUUCCGGACAUCAUCUGUGAUGAACAGCACGAUGAAAUUGCACAGAAGCUGAGCUCACUUCUAGUGGAGAAAUCAGAACUCACUCCUGUUAUACUGGAUGCUUUGAGCUGCCUCUCUGUGGCUCCAGAUAUAAGAGCCGAGGUGGUUGACCAAGUUCUGACAGUUCUGCGUACCGCCCCUACAGAAUUCUUCCCCAAUGUAGUUAAGUUUCUCCAUGUAGAUGCUUCAGCUACUGAUUUGCCACAGAUAGUUUCAGGGCUUCGUAAAGGACUGGAUUUUACUCCUCUGCAUGGUGACACUGAAGCUGCUGAGAGUGCUAAAGUAUUAACAGUGACAGCUUUGCGAGAUGCAUUUCUCCUGUCAAAAGUUGUGGCUGAUGGAUGGUUAAAAGUUAUAGAGUCAGCAUUGGAUCCUGUUCCAUUGGACAUCGUUGUGUUGGUAGUCAUUCAUGCUGCCUUGCCUUCACGUCAGAGACUUGUGGAGCUGCGCGUUCGAUCUAAGAUCAAAUCGGGCGUCUUCAGCGAGGCUCUGCUUAAAAAGACAUUCACAACCAUGAAUGCGGUUUUGAGAAACUUCCAUGACUCCCUACUGACCAUUGCAUCAACACUGCUCCAGACAGCUGAUAGUGCUGCAUCAAGUCAUGCUUCUUAUUGGUUCAGGCUUCUCUUGCUUCAUUUCGGUGGACACUUUGCUCAGGAAACUGUACUAAAGUUAAUGAUACUCACUUGUGCAGACAACAGAACAAGUUCUCGCCUGGGUCUUGAUGUGCUGUCAUCAUUAGUUCGUGACUGUGCUGAAUGUCUUCUGCCAAACCGAUUGCUGUUGUUGAAUCUUCUCCACAAAUUGACGAAAUUUGACUUGGGACAGGUUGAACAAGUUAUGGAUGUUUUAUGUCAGCUUGCCUAUAACCCACAGCAAGAUGGCAAUGAUCUCUUUCAAGAUGAGAUUCAUAUGGUCAUUUGUAAGAAGGUGUCCAGCUCCACAAUAUUGGAUAAGAAGAAAGGUGUUAUUGGUGCUGUGAUGGCAGCGAAGGCUAUUGCAAGUCGAACUACUAAUAUUAGCCAGAACUCUUCAUCCCUUUCAUCAGAUGAUUUAAGCCAAGGGACAAUGAGAAACGCCAUUGAAUUGAUGGAUCUUGUAAUGGCUGGCACCAAGACCUAUCCAGAGGCUCAAGGGCUAUUCUUUGAUGAAAUGUCGUUGAUAGCUGCUAAAACUCCUAACUUGGGCGAGAGUUUUAUUGCUUGGAUUAACGAGAAAUUGCUUACCGAUUUUGAAGACCAGUAUAUUGCGGAUGUGUCCGAAUUGCGAUUAGAAAAAGGCUUUGCAAUCAAAUUUGAAGAAAACAAUGGUGAAAGUGAAAUAUGCUUACCAUUAGCUCAGAUGGUUUUUGAGAAGCAACAGGCCAUUCCAGGGAAAAGGAAUCUGGUAAUCUUAAAUUCAUAUCUACGACUCUUACGGCUCAUCAAGAUGCUGACUUGCUCAGGUGUACUGGAUGAAAUUGAUGCUUUGCUUGUGUGUGGUGUCGUCAUGCCAGAAUAUGAAGAUGAGGAUGAUUUCAGGUACAUGGAACCUGAUCAGAAGCAAGUGAUACUCGAUUCUCUUUUCUACUGUAUUAAUUGGUUUAGGGAGCUGAUAAAUGCUUUUGUGCUUCAAAAGAGUGCUCUUUUGAAAGAGAAGGUCAUGGUGCGCUUGCGUCAGGUGGUUGAUCUGGAACAUCGCUUGGCUGUGCUGAUGUUAAGAGCUCCAGAGGGCUAUGAACCUCCGCCAUGCCAGUUCUAUGCCACACAGCCUGUUACUCAAAUUAGCAAAAAGCCAGCUCGUGAUGGGAAAAAACCACCUGGGAAGAGAGGCAGAAAGCGUAAAGCCUCAAAGAAAAGCAAUGAGGCAGCAGAGGAGGAGGAUGAACCAGAAGUGGAAGAAGAAGUAGCCCCAGCUGCUGCAUCAAACAUCACUUCUUCGGGUACACUGUCAGUCGAUAUGAGGCAUCACUUCCUGCGAGAACUAGAUGUCGAUGUUCUUGUUUUGCUGUGUCGACCUCUAAAUACAGAUGAGACCACAUCAAAGGACCAUCUUGAUAUCAGGACACUGCUAUUUCUCCUGCAUGACUACGUGGGAAAAUUGGAACAUUUAUAUGGUGGCGGAGUAAAAACUUGGCCAAUAAAGCCAGCUGAAACAAUGAGUCUCCCUGUGGGUUUUACCAAUGCAUGUCGACAUUCCUCCCAAGAGUUUCUACCAAGUGCUAUCAAAGUCAUGCAAAAGCUUUGUACAAAGCUGGAGACAUUUGCUGAGUACUUCCAGGGUCUUUUGGAAGCAAGUGAUGGCAUCACAGAUGCCCCAAACAUGUUUGAAGCAGGUUCAGUGGAAAGGAAACAGUGCUUUCGGCUUAUCUUACAGUCUUUGGCAAUUUUUUACUCUUGGCAUGGCUUUGAGUCUCCAGAAAAUCUUGACAGAUUGAAAGCUGCACUUAAGGUGUGUGGGCGCUAUGCUGGUACUGAAAACACGGAUGCCUCAGUAGAUAGUCUUGUACGGGCGAACUUCAAGUAUUUCCGUAGCUAUUCUAAAUGUACACUGCAACUCUCAGCUGCUUGCAGUCUUGUUACUCUUCUUCAGCGAAUUACCACAUUUUCACAUGAGAGUAAACCAGCACUACGUAAAAACCUUGCGGAGGUAUGCCGUGCAUUCCUGAACAGGCCUUGGUUUACAGAGACAGGAAGUCCUGAGACAGGAGCAGCAUGUGGGCGUGGCUUACGCAUCCUCCUCAGUAGCUACAUUUCAUGUUCCUCAGAUAAACUUCAGUUCCUAAGAGAUACCCUGUCAGAAGUAAGAGAAGAAAUUGAACAGCAUACUAACGAUGGAAAUAACAACUGGAGCCUACGAGUUUUUCCCACUGUUAAUAAAUCAAACUUCAGUGUUCUCUUUGUUCAGCUAUUCAAAUGCCUGCUGGAGGGAGCUGAAGAUGCUUUUAAUAGUAUGUCCAGCAGUGAAAAGCAGUUCAAAGUUUGGAGGCUUAUAGUUGACUUCUUGCCAGAAUUUGAGGCCAUUGUUAAAAUUCAUAGUGCAGGAACUUUGAGUGCUGUAAUUAGGAUGUCCCAGCAACUGCUAAAACUGUUUCUUAACAGUGGUAUCAGACUGAUGGAUGCUUUUCUCAGAGACAAACGAGAGGAAGUCAUAUUGCUGCUGAAAGAUUUGCAAAAAUAUAAUCGGUUUUUGCAUAAUCUCUGUUUCUAUACAAAGGAACAAAAAAAUGUAGCUGUAACAAAAUUUGUACCACGCUUGAGGCUAACAUUGGAACAGCUGAGAGUGCAGGUGAAAAGUGUUCUAGCUGCCAAUGGUUGCAUUGGGGCUUUCACAGCAGGCAACCUCCGCAAUCGAAAUUUGCAAGGAGAAGUUAUCUCGUCACAGAGCACUGUAGAUGGAGCAGAAUAUGAUGCAGCUGGACAGUCAAACCCUGAUGAUGAUGAUGGUGGUGGUGAUGAUAAUGAUGAUGAUGCAGAAGGGGAUGAGGAUGAUCCAGAAGAGGAAGAAUGUCCAGAUGAGAAUGAUGGUUCAGCUGAAAGUGACAAUGACAAUCGGAGCUAUAGUGAAGAACUGUAAACCUGUGUCAGACAACAAAUGCUUGCAUUUUAACCAUGCACUUAGGAUGAGUUCUGCUUUACAUCUGUAUAUAGUAUGUGUGAAGUAAAAUUUUUAAAUUAGAACUCUGAUUUUUAAUGAACUCAUCUUGAAACUGAUGGUGCUACAUAAAUUGUACAUAUGUUAUUUUACUAUGUUGAAAUUAAAGUUAGAUUGUUAAUAACAAAUAAAGUAUAAUUAUUAUAAAGA
This is a messenger RNA of Schistocerca serialis cubense, 4543 nucleotides long. It is a transcript of the gene Fancd2, whose product is annotated as Fanconi anemia group D2 protein. Gene Ontology annotation, cellular component: nucleus; condensed chromosome. Gene Ontology annotation, molecular function: DNA polymerase binding. Gene Ontology annotation, biological process: interstrand cross-link repair; double-strand break repair involved in meiotic recombination; mitotic intra-S DNA damage checkpoint signaling. The record is from RefSeq and is a predicted model, not a curated record. Bases 107 to 4315 code for a protein of 1402 amino acids. Lineage: Eukaryota; Metazoa; Arthropoda; Insecta; Orthoptera; Acrididae. The transcript is spliced from 25 exons.